AUGGUUCGGGACGCUUCCUAUGGUUCUUCUUCAGAAUCAGACGGGGAAGCGGAGGGCGUGAGUGGGGAGCCGUGGGGUGUCGCAAGACUGUUAUACGCUGGCCUAGCAACACUAGCUGUCGGUCUCGUCGUUUACUUUGUUGGCACCGGCGACAAGGGUUUCAAGACUCCUGCGCUUCGGCUAGUGGGUCCGUCGCUCAUCGUGGCCGGGCUCGCUUGUUGUCUACUACGUAUUAUGUUUUGCAUAUUUGCGAAACCUUGUUGUCGACGACGGACCAACUACAAGGAGAACAGAAGACUCUCGGGUGGCGCGGAGGGCGAAGAAAUGCCGUUGGCUGGGGGUACGAGUGGACCUCGAGCUGGCCCCGCACAGUGUUCGCCAGCAAGGCGGCUCGACGCCUCCUCGUGCGAUGUGUCCAGCCUGUCCAGCGGCGAAGAAGACGAGCGAAUGCGUCGAUAUCGCACUGCAACCGCUCAGCCGCAGGCCAUCAUCGUUCAACAGGCAAGUACGCAUUCACAAGCACUAAAACCGCCUGCGGUCAGCUCGGCGGGUGCGGUUUCGCCAACAGCCGUUCCAAGUACUUCAAAUCCAGGCGGGCGCCGGCCGCCACCACGGAACGUAUCCUUCGCCGGUGGUCCCGACGGCGAAAUCGUACUCUGCCCCGCGCAGUUGCCCUCCUAA
Messenger RNA from Parnassius apollo (apollo), 681 nucleotides. NCBI's taxonomy places the organism in Eukaryota, Metazoa, Arthropoda, Insecta, Lepidoptera, Papilionidae. The record is from the annotation of a GenBank genome assembly.